Paecilomyces variotii is the source of this 2029-nucleotide messenger RNA. Its product is annotated as putative diphthamide biosynthesis protein Dph2. Lineage: Eukaryota; Fungi; Ascomycota; Eurotiomycetes; Eurotiales; Thermoascaceae. Gene Ontology annotation, molecular function: 2-(3-amino-3-carboxypropyl)histidine synthase activity. The transcript is spliced from 2 exons. The coding region runs from base 21 to 1736 and encodes 571 amino acids. The record is from RefSeq and is a predicted model, not a curated record. Gene Ontology annotation, biological process: protein histidyl modification to diphthamide.
GGGCACGACCUACGCUCAAGAUGGCCGAGGAAAUGAAGGCAGCGCCCAUCCUGUCGACCCCAGACACGCAUAUCCUCGAAGCCACCACGCCCGCAGUGGCGCCGGAUACGAGCAAGACGCUAUCGGAUGAAGAGCUCGCCAUCACCUACGAUAUCGAACGUACUCUGAAAGAGAUCCGCCAAGGGCGAUGGAAGCGUAUUGCUCUGCAGUUUCCGGAUGAUAUGCUCCCGGAUGCACCGCGGGUAUUUCAAUUGCUGAGUCGCGGAUUGCAGAGAAAGGAUGUAGCGAGCGCAAAUGACCAUGCGACCGGGACGACGAACGGUGUAUCGACGAUGCAGAGUCUUGAGAAGGAUAUAUCGCAGGUUACAAUCGAUGUUGCGGAGGAAGAGUCUCCAAAAAUGUACAUUCUGGCCGACACAUCCUACGGUACAUGCUGCGUGGACGAGGUGGCUGCGGAACAUGUCAACGCCGACGUGGUUGUGCAUUACGGGCGGUCCUGUCUGUCCCCGACGGCGCGACUACCGGUCAUAUAUGUGUUUACGCAUAAGUCGCUAUCGCUGGAUAAUUUGGUAAAGGCAUUUAAGGAAACGUAUCCGGAAAAAGAUACCAAGGUGAUCAUUGCUGCGGAUGUGACCUACUCUGAUCAUGUGCCGUUAGUGUAUACCAGGCUAGUGGAGGAGGGAUACAGCAAUUUGUUUGCGACGGAGGUUCUGCACGAGCCCUCGUCUGCUAUACCGAAUAGGACAGUGCCGGAGUCUGUGGCAGAGAAUGCGGAUUCGUUGCAAGAGUGGCAGCUCUUCCACAUCUCGGAUCCACCCACCGCGCUCCUUUUGACGCUGUCUUCCCGCGUCGCAGCAAUUCAUAUCUAUCCGACGGACAAGCCAGACGAAGAAGUAAAGUCUUUGCCUGCUUCUACGGCAGCUGCCCUGCGGCGCCGCUAUGCCAUCCUGACCUCCUUGACCACCGUCCCUGUCUGGGGUAUCCUCAUUAAUACCCUCAGUGUGAAGAACUACCUUCAUAUCGUGGACCAUGUGAAAUCAAAGAUCGCUGCCGCUGGCAAGAAGAGCUACAUGUUCGUCGUUGGCAAGCUGAACGCGGCUAAAGUAGCCAACUUUAGCGAGAUUGGAGGAUGGGUCGUGAUCGGCUGCUGGGAGAGCUCGCUCGUGGACAGCAAGGACUUCUGGAAGCCGGUCAUCACGCCAUAUGAGCUGGAAUUGGCGCUCAAGGGCGAUAUGGACCGUGUCUGGACUGGCGCAUGGCGGAGUGACUACCAGACUAUUCUGGAUGAUGCUGAAGCUCGGAAGAACAUGCCUGCAGAUCAACAGAACGGCCCUGAAACUGUUGGCAACGACGAGACCACCGGUGAUGAGGUCAACGAGGACGAUAUGUCUGAGCCUGAAUCAGCACCGCCUGAAUUCGACCUCCGCACCGGUAGAUACGUUUCGUAUUCGCGGCCGAUGCAAGACUCCGCUGCUUUUGCAUCGGACGGUACUGCCAGGAGUCCUGCAGCAGCUCGAGCUCUGGCGCGACGAGCGAAGGGUGAUGUUGCCAUGAUUGGAGGGGCUUUGUCCCCGGGCGCAGAAUUCCUACGCUCGCAGCGCACAUGGAAGGGUCUGGGAAGUGACUUUGACAUUCGCUAUGACGAGGAUGAAGAGCGAGACAGCACCCUCGUGGUGGAAGGCCGCAAGGGCAUUGCGAGAGGAUACACGGUGGGAGAUUCGGCAGAGAAGCAUUAAUGGCCCAUUGCAUCUGGCAGCAUUUACGAUAAAAGAAAAGUGUACUUGGGGCGUUUUCUAUAGAAUGCAUCACAGGGCGUUAUGAUCAGCGAUACCUCUCAAAAUAUAUAGAUCGGCAUUCUCAUCUCGCAUGUUACUUAUGAAUCUGAACCAUUGACGCCAUCUGAUGGUCUUCUGAACCAGAAUCCAACAUUAGAAGUGCCCAGUGCAUAGAUCUCUUUUGGAUUUGCAUUCUUCACACAAACGGACAAUGGGGGCCAAUUCAAACACUCAGACCGGCCCGUCAAUUUCGG